Agelaius phoeniceus (red-winged blackbird) is the source of this 912-nucleotide messenger RNA. Lineage: Eukaryota; Metazoa; Chordata; Aves; Passeriformes; Icteridae. The record is from RefSeq and is a predicted model, not a curated record.
AUGGCCAUGGGGCUCAGGGCUUCUCCUCCAGUUGUGCUUCUUCUCCUGUCUGUGCUGGGUCUGGCUGCUGCUGGGAAACUCCUGGUGGUGCCAGUGGAUGGGAGCCACUGGCUCAGCAUGCGGGAGGUGCUGGACAUACUCCAACAGAAGGGACAUGAGGUGGUGGUGGUGGCACCUGAAGUCUCUAUGCACAUCAAACCAUCAAAGAACUUUGUGAUGAAAAGGCACUCAGGCCCCAUCACACAGGAAGAGAUGGAGGAACAUUUCAAGGCGUUUCUACACACUUCAUUAGAAGAAGGAUCUUUUCUGGAAAGAUUUCUUAAAUUGUACCAACAUAUGAAAAGAGUCAGUAAUUUGGCAGUCAGCAGUUGUGAACAUCUCCUGCAAAACAAAGAGCUCAUGUGGUACCUUGAGGAGAGCAAGUUUGAUGCCAUCUUUACAGAUCCUGUAAUACCUUGUGGGGUGAUCCUGGCUGAGCAUCUUUCACUUCCUUCUGUCUAUUUCUUACGAGGAAUCCCGUGUGGCUUAGAUUUUGAGGCCACUCAGUGUCCCAAUCCUCCUUCCUAUGUGCCCAGGUCCUUUUCAGAACUGACAGACCGCAUGACCUUUUUCCAGCGGGUGAAGAAUCUGCUCUUUGACACCCAAAACCUUUUCCUCUGUAAUUUUGCCUUUGACCCAUUCACAAAACUGGCUUCCGAGUUCCUGCAGCGGGAGGCGACUGUGCUGGAUCUCUUACGGAAGGGCUCUGUUUGGCUCCUGAGGUUGGAAUUUGUGCUUGACUAUCCAAGACCCUUGAUGCCCAACAUCAUUCCAAUAGGAGGAGUAAACUGUGCUCACAAGGAGCUGCCUCAGGUGGGUCCCACUUUGUUUUUAAUUUGUGCUGUGAUGGAUUUUGGUGUUCAGGAGGCUUGA